AUGAUAGGCAUCGAUGCAAAAAAUAAACAUAGUCUUGAUACAAAGUAUAUUUGUUCUGUGUGCUCAUUGAUACUACGGGAUCCUGUACAAUUAAGUGAAUGUGGCCAUCGACAGUGUCAAUCAUGUUUCGAUGCUCAACAUGAAAUAACAAUUAAAUGUCGACAAUGUCAAUCUGAAACAUCACGAAGCGAGAUUAUUCGUGCCGAACUGGAAGAUCAUUAUAUAACUGAACAGCAUCAACAUGCUAUACUGAAAGUUGUUCGUCAAAUGUUAUCGCAAUUAAAUGGUAGACAAAUGGAUAAUGAUUUUUCUCAAGCAACAACUACAGAAACUAGUAAUCCAGGCACAGCUGAAUUACAAGAGCUUUAUGAAAUGCUCAACAUCUUGUCAAGUGGUAUUGAAACAUUGAAUAAUGACCAAGAACGUCUAAGCAAUGAAUCACUUCAAAUUCAAGUAACAAUUCCAACAUUAACAGAAGAAUUAUCAAAAGUUAAAUUAUCGAUUGAAGAAUCAAAUGGUUUUCUAGAAGGAGUGAAACAUAAUCAAGACGUUCUCAAUCAAGAUUUAGCAUCAGUGCAGGAAAAAGUCAAUGAUUUGCAAUAUGCUUCAUAUGAUGGAACUUUGGUUUGGAAAAUUACAAACUUUCAAGAAAAAAUGAUUGAUGCACAGUCUGAAAGACAAACAUCUAUUUAUUCACCUCCAUUUUAUUCAUCUUCAACCGGCUAUAAAAUGAGAGCUCGCCUUUAUUUAAAUGGUGAUGGAAAUGCACGUCGUACACAUAUGUCACUCUUUUUUGUGCUUAUGCGAAGUGUGAACGAUCCGAUUCUCAAAUUUCCGUUCAACUAUAAAGUCACCUUCUGUUUAUACGACCAGACGCCGGCACAACGACAUAUUAUUGAUUCAUUUCGACCAGACAUUCGAUCAAGUAGUUUUCAACGACCUCGAUCAGAUAUGAAUAUAGCCAGUGGUAUACCAAAAUUUUUUCCAUUGGAAAUGAUUCAACAGGAGGCAAAUCCUUAUGUACGAGAUGACACAAUGUUCAUUAAAAUUAUGGUCGAUUUUGGAGACAUACCCAAAACACUGUUACCUUAUGCUUUGAGUCUCAAUCCAGGUGUACCAACUCAUAUUCAACAAGCAAUGAUGAAGCAAGAAGCCGAGCGAAGAUCUCAACAACGGCCUGGAGAGCAGCUGUAG
This is a messenger RNA of Rotaria sp. Silwood1, 1194 nucleotides long. Lineage: Eukaryota; Metazoa; Rotifera; Eurotatoria; Philodinida; Philodinidae. The record is from the annotation of a GenBank genome assembly.